AUGGCGUCCAUCAAAGCGUGCUGUUACGUGAACUUGACGGUAGUGACAGUGCUGCUAAUAGUGCUGUCAUCCGCAACGAACGCGCAGCUGUCAUUCCACAACGAUCCCUCGCAGAACAGCUUCUCGAUCAAGCUGCCCGCCUUCCAGCAAUCGUUCACGCGCUACUUCGGCAAUCAACCGCAGGGUGCACUGUUGCAACAGCAGCUACAGCAACCGCAACAGCUGCAACAACAGAUUCCAAGCACACUGACGCAUCCAUCACUUAUCGGCAGCCAGGCACAAGCUUACCAGCAGCAGCAGCAGCAACCGUUGUACUAUAGCCAGCAACCUCAGCAACAAUCUCAGUCGGACGCUCUUAACCGCUACGUGGCCCAGUUCCCGGACCAGCCACACUACACCGUACAGGAGAACUACAUCAAUCCCAACAUUCGUCUGCGACUGCAACAGCAGCGCCUUCAGCAGCAACAGCAGCAGCAACAAUACCACCCAUCGCAGGCUAACCAAUAUCAAGGCUUUACGGGAAGCUUUGGAACACCUGCCCAAACUGUACCCACCGCACAGGAUGCGAGUGCCUACACAAAUCAGCAACAACAACCGCAGUACGAGUACGUCCAACAGACGACCGGUGCCGAGGGGCAGCAGGAACUGCUUGCGCAACCACAGUACCAACCGGCCACGGGACAGUUUGGAGUGCGGGGCACCCAGCAGCAGCAGACGGGUAACGAAGGCGAAGCGGCUACGGCGGCUAAACUGAUCGGCGUUGCCUUUUCACCGUCGAAUGAGGUGUCGCAGGUGAAGUUUAGCAGUGGUGGGCUGAAGUACAAUUUCUAG
Messenger RNA from Anopheles maculipalpis, 831 nucleotides. RefSeq names its product putative mediator of RNA polymerase II transcription subunit 26. The record is from RefSeq and is a predicted model, not a curated record. Bases 1 to 831 code for a protein of 276 amino acids. The transcript has 3 exons. Lineage: Eukaryota; Metazoa; Arthropoda; Insecta; Diptera; Culicidae.